GGUCCAACCACUUACAUUAACGCGACCGACGCUGAGGAAGCACGGGCGCGACACGACAAAGAACACGUAAAGGAAGACAGCCUUAGCAUCUAUACAGAUGGGAGCAGCAACAAGGGCGAGAGAGGCUCUGCAGCACUGUGGCCGCUUACAUAAUAGGCACGAUCUGUACACAUAGGUUUAGACACAGAGUUAACAGUAUAUGUAGUAGAACUACAAGGCAUUAGCCUAGUACUGCAGAUUGCUUAAGAGUAUGCGAGCU
Molecule: messenger RNA, 259 nt
Organism: Alternaria rosae
Lineage: Eukaryota; Fungi; Ascomycota; Dothideomycetes; Pleosporales; Pleosporaceae
Exons: 1
Source: RefSeq, a predicted model, not a curated record